This is a messenger RNA of Anopheles darlingi, 2057 nucleotides long. RefSeq names its product dystrobrevin alpha (gene dah). Gene Ontology annotation, molecular function: zinc ion binding. The record is from RefSeq and is a predicted model, not a curated record. The transcript is spliced from 2 exons. The coding region runs from base 1 to 2034 and encodes 677 amino acids. Lineage: Eukaryota; Metazoa; Arthropoda; Insecta; Diptera; Culicidae. Gene Ontology annotation, cellular component: plasma membrane. Gene Ontology annotation, biological process: synaptic signaling.
AUGUACGAGCAGGAAACGGAUGGACGAGGAUACUUGGUGUACCGAAACCGCUAUAACGGAAGGGAAGAGCAAGAUAACCCGAAUCUGCUGCUCGUUCUUCUCACAAUCAACGAGAAGCAUGCCGCCUCGCGUUACAGCACCUACCGUUGCGCGGGCAAAUUGUAUGAUUUGCAGAAAGCCCUUCAUACUUCCACCAUUCCCUUCGAGCUAGUUUGCUCUAUUUUAGAUCGACAUCAGCUGAACUUAAUCGACAGUGCACCUUCGGUGAAGCCGGCCCCGCUUACAGCUGCCAUCCACGAUAUCUACUUUGCUGCCGCUCGCAUGGGGUACUUUGACGAGUUAACGACGACGCCGGACCCCAGCAUGGCGUCCGCUCUUCUGGCCAGCUUUCUUUGGGCUGUGUUCGAUCCACGGCGCGCGACCCCAAUAUCGGUUCUCGAACUGCGCCAAACGUUUCUGCUAUUGUGUGAUCAUCCGCACCAUACGCAGCUCGUCCUAGAGCACUUUAGGCUUGCGAGCGACCAUAAUCUGUGCGUGUCACGGCAUCGGUUCGAGACAAUGCUUGGCGUAUUAUCGAAACUACUCGCUUACCUUGGCGAACCCGAUCACCUGCGGCCGACGAUGGUGCAGCAAAUUACGGCUGAGUGCUUCGCCAGCUAUCCCGGCCUGGUUGGCCUUACCGAGUAUCAAUUUUCCUGCCUGUGGAAGCUAUCGUCGCUAUUCUCGUACUACUCGAACGUGGUAUCACUGUGCCGGCGGUUCCGUGAUACCGAAGGCGUCGUGCAUGGCGGUGCACCGUGCACUGGCUGCCAUUUCGUUAUUCGUGGUUUGCGUUUCCAGUGCCAGCGCUGUCGUGGCGUGUCGUUGUGCACCGACUGCUUCACGGCAGGUUAUUCCGACAAGCGACACAAUGUGUCGCACAAGAUGUACGAGAUCAGCGGUGACGAUCGCGAUGGUUCAUGGUGCACCGCGUGGUUGGGGGCUGUUUGGCGCUGGUUUACAAAUCGUGGAACGAUAAAGCGAGAACCAGCUACCACCGUCCCCUCAACAUUCGAUAAUAUCGAUGCGAAGCUGAUCGACACCAAGGCGGUCGAGCUAAUGGGCAGCGCAGCACCAAAUGAGAGCUCUGUAGGUCAGCUACCAACGGACGCAUCGAUGGCCGGCUUGCUGCUGCUGGGCCGAUCCAUAUCGCGUAACCGCAGCUCUACUAUGCGUCGUAAUGUGAGUGGUUUCAUUGUCAGCAACUGCAACGACGAGAUGGCGGAACGUAGAAAGUUGAUUAUGAAAUUGAGCAACGUGACAGAUGCGCUCGAGGAACAGCACAAGCUCGGUGCGAAGCAGCUAUCUGAAUGGAAGAAUAGUUUAGCCGAAGAGGAGCGGCGGUGCAGCAAUGAGAUGCGCAUUUUCUUUGACAAACACUUGCAACAGUUGCAUGAGCACUUGACCCAUUUGAAGCGGAUCCAUUCACAGCUACUGCAAUGGGGAGAAAGAGAAGGAGCUGCAGGAGGGGCACCACAAAGCUCCAGCACACCAUAUCGCAGUGCCGCCAGCGGCAUGGAAACCCGAGCAGAGGACGAUGCUGCAGGUUCGCAGAUCAAUACAACGAUUCCGAUGUGCGUAUCCGCCCGGGGAUCGGAUCGCGGACCGUCCAGUGCGAACCGUUUAAAUAAAACGGAUUUUUCGGUGCGUGACAUCAGCACAUGGUUUCAGGCCGAUCAACCAAUUUCGCUGACAAACAACGGCUGUAUAGAGGAGAAGAAAUCAGAUGGAGACCGUAGCACUGGAUUCAAUCGUACCGACGAUGAACGGUCGCGGAGGCUCGGCGAACGAUUGAGGCUCGACACCGAUCUGGUCAACUUUCGCGAGCUGCUAGUGAAGGUACGGGAGAUCGUCGACGACUCGUACAGCGACAAUACCGAGCUGGCCCACACAACGCAGCAGUUUGAGCGGGCCCUCGAUCAAAUCAUUGCUCAGGAAGAGUUAAAGAGAUCAAAGCAAAGUGUGGUGGCUGCUGGUGACGGUGCCGCCUUGUAGCUGUUUCUUCCUUCCAGACGAAU